AUUGGAUGAAUGAACAAUAAACAGCAAAAUAUCAACAAUUGCCAUUGGACAUUGACUUUCCCUUUUUGAUCAGAGAUAUAUUGCACAUUGUGAUCCAGACUAUAUUAUAACCAAUUUAUUGCUACGCUUUUUGCUUGUUGCUUUCGCAUCUUUUUACUGGCCACCAUCCCCCUUAGCUAGAUGUUCAUUUCUUUUGUUUAUAUUUAUUUCCAAUAACAACACCAACACCAAUCCCUAUUUAUUUAUUAUUUAUUUCUUUGUUUGUUUAUAUAUACCCUACCAUCUCUUUCCUUCUCCAAAUGCAAAUAAUGCUGAACACUGACACCACAGUAACCUCUUCUAGUAUCCCCAGACCCUCUAAAUCUAAUACCAGAUCUUCCAGGAACAAAUCUACCACCACAUCCAACAAUAAUACUGACAACUCAAAUGCGUCCCAUUUUAAAGACAAAGACAAAGAUAAAGAUAAGGAAAAGAAUAAGAACUCUAUUUUAAAUACCUCUUCUUCUUCUGUAUCUUCAUCAUCUACCACUGCAACCACUUCAACUACCAAAUCCUCCUCCUCUUCCUCCUCUAUUUCUUCCAGCAGUCUCGCUAAUGAUAAUAAUGACCAUAAACCUUACGGCAAUAAAAACACCACCAGUAACAGUAACAAUAAAACAGUACAUUCUUCUUCGUCGUCUAAACCAAAAAAAAACUCAGUCGCCCUAAAAGUUGGACUUAUUGGCGAUGCCCAAAUUGGCAAAACCUCUUUAAUGAUAAAAUACGUCGAGGGUUAUUACGAUGAACUAUACACUCAGACUCUAGGUGUCAAUUUCAUGGAAAAGACGAUUCAAAUUAAAAACAAUGAAAUCACCUUUUCAAUUUGGGAUUUGGGGGGCCAAAAGGAAUUUAUCAACAUGCUACCUUUGGUCUCAAAUGAUGCUGUCGCGAUCUUAUUCAUGUUUGACUUGACUAGAAAAUCAACCUUAAAUUCAAUUAAAGAGUGGUAUAGACAAGCAAGAGGUUUCAAUAGAACUGCUAUUCCUUUUUUAAUCGGCACAAAAUUUGAUCUUUUUAUAAAUUUUUCCAACAAAGACCAGGAAGAAAUUACAAACCACGCUCAGAAAUUCGCAAAAGCAAUGAAAGCAUCUUUAAUUUUUUGCUCAACUUCUCAAUCUGUUAAUAUUCAAAAAAUCUUUAAAGUCAUAUUAGCCAAGGCUUUUGACUUAAAAUUAUCAAUUCCUGAAAUCUCAAAUAUCGGUCAACCUUUACUUUUAUAUAAUAUAGAUUAAUCUUAAUAACAGAUAAGAAAAAAACAAAAAACAAUGCAUUAACAAAAGAAACAAAAGAAACAAAAAAAAUUUUAAAAUUUAAUCAAAAUAUCUAAA
Messenger RNA from Ascoidea rubescens DSM 1968, 1367 nucleotides. RefSeq names its product Ras family GTPase TEM1 (gene TEM1). Gene Ontology annotation, biological process: regulation of exit from mitosis. Gene Ontology annotation, molecular function: GTPase activity; GTP binding. Lineage: Eukaryota; Fungi; Ascomycota; Saccharomycetes; Ascoideales; Ascoideaceae. The record is from RefSeq and is a predicted model, not a curated record. The transcript has a single exon. The coding region runs from base 309 to 1271 and encodes 320 amino acids. Gene Ontology annotation, cellular component: spindle pole body.